GGACGCAGCACGGGCAGCAUACUCGUUAACACGUUCAGCGCGCAUCGCCAGGCUCUUCAUUCCACCAUGCUUUCGACCGUACCGUCUUCUUGCUCCAUCUUGCCUUCUUUGCGCCGUCUCGCCUCCGCGCCCGGGACUUGGUCGGUAUCUCCACGCACACACGCGGCGGCGCGCCAUGCCCGGAGGACGUUCGCGACGCAUGCAGAGGACACCUUCCGCAUCCCGCUCAUUGACUUCAGCAAGUAUCGUAAUGCGAGCUCUACCGCGGAGAAGGAACAGACUGCGCAUGAUAUUGUGCGCGGCUUUACCGAAGUGGGGUUCAUCUACCUGAAAGACCACGGUAUACCCCAAGAGACGGUGCAGCAGGCUUUCCAGAAGAGCGCAGAGUUCUUCGCGCUCCCAUUCGAGAAGAAAUCCGAGCUCGCCUGGCGCGAUCCACGUGCGAACCGCGGGUUCGUGCAGGUCGGCCGCGAGCGCGUAACGCAGUCCGCCGACGCCGAGGAGAUCAAGAAGCUGCGCGAGAAGGCGCCCGACUACAAAGAGACCAUGGAGAUUGGGCGCGACUGGGACGCGACGUACAAGAACUACUGGCCCGCAGAGGGCGACGCGCCGGGCUUCCGGCGCACGAUGCUCGACUUCUUCCAGACGUGCCAUGAGCUGCACACGCUUGUUAUGCGCUCGAUUGCGCUCGGGCUGAAGUUGGACGAGACGUUCUUUGACGACAAGAUCCAUGAGCAGUACCACAACUUGCGGCUGCUGUCUUAUCCGCCUAUCAAGACCCAGCUUCUGAGCGGCGAUGGCCAGGCGCGUGCGGGCGCGCACUCGGACUAUGGUACUUUGACGCUGCUGUUCCAGGACUCGGUUGGUGGGCUCGAGGUGCAGAACCCCCAUACUGGACAGUUCCAACCCGCUACCCCUAUUCCUGGAACGAUUGUGAUCAACGCGGGUGACCUGCUCGCGCGCUGGAGUAACGAUGUGUUGCGUUCGACGCUUCACCGCGUCGUCGCGCCUCCGGCGAAGGCGAUCAGCGAGACCGAGCAGAUCACCCCCGCGCGGCAGUCGAUCGCGUUCUUCUGCAACCCGAACCAGGGCGCGGAGAUCGAGUGCCUCCCUACCUGCCUUGUCCCCGGCAGCAAGCCCAAGUACCCGCCGGUGACGACGGAGGAGUACAUCGUAGGGCGGUUACAGGCGACUUAUGUCUAGGCGCUUCGGGGUCAGGGCGGUCGGAAUUCGUUUCACCCUCUCUUGGAUGUAUAUAUUUGCUGUGCUUAUAUGUUGUAUACGGAUGUUUUCC
Messenger RNA from Trametes versicolor FP-101664 SS1, 1294 nucleotides. Its product is annotated as Clavaminate synthase-like protein. The record is from RefSeq and is a predicted model, not a curated record. Gene Ontology annotation, molecular function: dioxygenase activity. The coding region runs from base 67 to 1203 and encodes 378 amino acids. The transcript is spliced from 5 exons. NCBI's taxonomy places the organism in Eukaryota, Fungi, Basidiomycota, Agaricomycetes, Polyporales, Polyporaceae.